UAUGAUGGAUUACUAUUGGAAUUGUUGCCCCCCCCCCCCUCCCUGGGUGACAAUGGCGUGAUGUGAACAAAUUUCUCGGUAUUUGUAGUCGAAAGUAAUUACUAGAUUACCUUAAUGACACGAAACAUGUCGUGUUAAAGUGGAGGGGGGAAACAAUUGAAUUCAGUAUUCGCCAAUGAAAGCGGCUUGCUACUGGGCUUUCGUCGUAUUCGCCAUUAAAAGAAAAGAGAAAUUCAAAGAAAAAAUGUCCAUCAACAUCGGCAUCCGAAAUGACCUUUGCAAUUUGACGGAUACCUGUCACUCAGGUUGAAAAAAAAACACGAGUAUAAAAACGGAAUUCAAUUCCAUUAGAAUCACCACAACAAUCGCAGCUGUUUCAGCUUCAACACAUCCACUACAUCGUCUGCUAAUGUCAGUGAACAUGAAGGUGAUCUUCUUACUUAUUGCUACGAUCGCGAUCGUCCAUGCCAACGACGAUUCAACGCCGAUGGAACGCAGCAACUUGUCAAAGUUCUUCUUCCCUUCCAAGUCGGAGAAAGAUGAUUACGAAAACAGCUACAACGUCCCAAUGAAACCGAUGAAGAGGCCAAUGAAGCCCUACAUGAAACCCACGAAACGGCCUUACAAACGCCCUGGUUACGACAACUCCAACAACAAAGUGACCAAGCCUACCACAACUCCACCACCGCCACCACCAAUUAACAUCAUUAUGAAUUUGCCUGCCGUACCUGCUGUGGCUGCUACCACUCCAGUGCCGACCACGACGCAGUACGCGUACGGUUACACGUACACAACACCAUCAGCGUAUCCAGCUCCAUCUUAUGCUGCUCCAGCUCCAUCUUAUGCUGCUCCAGCUCCAUCAUAUCCAGCACCAGCACCAGCUCCUCCAUUCUAUCCAGCAUCUACUCCAGCCUAUUUAGCAUCUACUCCCUCCAAUCCAGCACCUGCUGUGUACGCUGGCAUGGCUCCAACAGCUAUGGCAGCAUAG
Messenger RNA from Daphnia carinata, 988 nucleotides. RefSeq lists its product as uncharacterized. Lineage: Eukaryota; Metazoa; Arthropoda; Branchiopoda; Diplostraca; Daphniidae. Bases 410 to 988 code for a protein of 192 amino acids. The record is from RefSeq and is a predicted model, not a curated record. The transcript has 2 exons.